Molecule: messenger RNA, 465 nt
Organism: Protopolystoma xenopodis
Lineage: Eukaryota; Metazoa; Platyhelminthes; Monogenea; Polystomatidea; Polystomatidae
Source: the annotation of a GenBank genome assembly
AUGUCGACUGGCGUUAGCACCGGCAACGAUUCUGCUCAAACUGGAGUCAAGACGAGAUCUGACAUGUGCGGUCUACUCCGCAUCGCUGUGCCCAAACCACGGCCUCGAUAUCGCCUCGUCGUUUCAUCGGCAGUUGCAACAGGACUCGAAGCAAGGACUCGCGAAUUCACAGGCAGACAACAAAUUACAUUUUAUGGGCAUGAAGUUAGUCGCUUAAAAUUCACCUCUUUUUAUACAGAACUACUCACUGACAGACUACUCACUUUGCCAGAAAAACCAGACGAAUUGAACUUGCCAAGACCUACCGAUAGUGCCGGGUGGCAACAAUUUGGCAGCAAUCACUUCGGUGGCCUUACUCUCUUUUCUGUCGUCCCCAUGGCAACGGGAAGAACAUCCGAUUCUGAGACGACCGAGGCCGACGAAUCCAGCUGGAUGCCGGUGGCGAAUCGUAAUUCUUGUUGCUAG